CUCUCACUUUCCCAAACCAACCACACUACUCUCUCUUCCCAUUUCUCUCUAUCUAACCUUCCUUCCAUGGCUGGGAAAUCCAUGCAGGCGGUCCAGUACAGCGGUUACGGUGGUGGAGCUGCGGGCUUGAAGAUAUCCUAAUGUCUUCAAGCUCACAAUCAAGGUGCAGAAGCAAUUUGACACUUAGGAAGGGCAGAUUCAGAGUUCCAGCUACCUUUAUUAGCAUGAAGCAUGCCGAGGUUCCAAUUCCCUCACCAAAGAAAGAUGAGAUUUUGUUAAAGUUGGAAGCAACAAGUAUAAAUCAAAUUGAUUGGAAAGUUCAGAAAGGCAUGCUUCGGCCAUUUUUGCCGCCCAAAUUUCCAUUCAUACCAUGUGUUGAUGUAGCAGGAGAAGUUACUGAGGUAGGUCCUGGAGUGAGCUCCUUUACAGCAGGUGACAAAGUUGUUGCCAUGCUUAACCUUCCGAAUAGUGGUGGUCUUGCCGAGUACACCGUGGCACCAGCGGCCUUUACAGUCAGUAGGCCUUCUGAAGUAUCUCCAGCUGAAGGUGCUGGCCUGCCCACUGCUGCUGUUAUUGCCCUCCAGGCACUGAAGGCUGCUGGGACCAAGUUUGACAGCACUGAUGAGCCAUCAAACAUCCUGAUCACCGCCGCCUCUGGUGGCGUGGGACAUUAUGCUGUCCAGCUCGCCAAGCUUGCAAACCUCCAUGUGACAGCUACCUGCGGUGCUCGUAACUUAGAGCUUGUGAAGAGUCUGGGUGCAGAUGAGGUGCUGGACUACAAGACUCCAGAUGGUGCAAGCUUGAAGAGCCCGUCGGACAGGAAAUAUGACUCUGUUAUCCACUGCACCACCGGCAUUGCCUGGUCCACCUUCGAGCCUAAUCUGACUGCUAAUGGAAAAGUCAUCGACGUAACUCCAUCCAUCAAGGCUGUGGCUACUUCUGUCUUCAAAAAGGUGACCUUCUCCAAGAAGACGCUGGUGCCGUUGCUGUUAUCACCAAAGGGGGAGGACUUGAAGUUCAUGGUAGAUUUGGCGAAGGAAGGGAAGAUCAAGACAGUGGUGGAUUCGAGGCAUCCUUUGAGCAGAGCAGAGGAGGCUUGGGCUAAGAGCAUAGAUGGUCAUGCUACAGGGAAAAUUGUUGUGGAAAUGUGAAAGGUCUUCGAGUGGUGGUGUCUCGAGGCAUUUAUCAGAGAAUAAGAGGACAAUGUGGCUGCUGCUGUUAGGAGGCUGUCGUUUGAAGCUGUCGUUCUAUUGCAUUGUGUGUGUGGUGCAAGAUCAGGUUUGAGAGUCUUGGUUCUUGCAUGUAGUAGUGAUUGUAGUAGUGAUUGUGCCAAUUAUUUCUGAAUGAUGCCCCAUAAACUUGCUGUAUUUGUUUCUCUCGAAAAAAAAACUUGCUGAAUUGAGGCUUUCUGAAAGUAAUAUGAAUAUCCCAUGUUCAUGGUUGAUACUUGCUA
This is a messenger RNA of Phoenix dactylifera (date palm), 1453 nucleotides long. Its product is annotated as chloroplast envelope quinone oxidoreductase homolog. Lineage: Eukaryota; Viridiplantae; Streptophyta; Magnoliopsida; Arecales; Arecaceae. The record is from RefSeq and is a predicted model, not a curated record. Gene Ontology annotation, molecular function: oxidoreductase activity.